AUGAUGAUGAUUUCCUGGAUUUUCCUUGUGAUUGGUUUACAUGCUCAACCUGCAUACAAUCAAUGCCUCAAGGACCAACAGUCUUUAUUGUUAGCAUUCAAAAACGAUCUGGUUUAUGAUCCUUCAAGCCAGAUUGCCAAGUGGAACCCAAGUGUAGACUGCUGUGACUGGGGUGGGAUUACAUGCGACAAAGAGGGUCAUGUUACAGGACUGGAUCUCAGCAGCCAGAAUGUGUAUGGCUCCAUCAACGACUCGUCUAGUCUUUUCGGUCUCGAGUUUCUUCAGUCGCUCAACCUAGCCUACAACGAUUUCGACUCGCUGUUGGGAUUCAGUAAGCUCACUCAACGUCUCACCUAUUUGAAUCUGUCCAAUGCAUACUCUGAAGGUCAGCUUCCUGUUGACUUCUCCCUGAUCACAAGCUUGGUCACCCUUGAUCUGUCUUUAGCUGCUAGAAAUGUUUAUAUGGUUUAUCUUGAUCAUCUGGAAAACUUAGUUCAGAACCUUACCGAAUUAAGACACCUCUAUCUUGACUAUAUCAACAUUUUGGCACAUAACAAUUGGGCCGGGGUGAUAUCUUCUUCCUUGCCCAAUUUGCAGGUUUUAAGCUUGACGAGCUGCGGGCUUCGAGGCUCUUUAGACUCCUCGCUUGGUAACCUCAAACACCUUUCGGUUAUUCUUCUAGACGGAAACAACUUUUCUUCUGGAAUCCCUGAGUCGUUGGCGGACCUCCAAAAUCUUACUGUUUUGAGUCUACCUGGAUGCGAUCUUACGGGAUUGCUUCCAUCUAAAAUCUUUCAGGUGCCCACUUUGAAGACAAUCGAUCUUUCUGGAAAUGAAAUGCUUCAAGGUGCACUUCCGGAUUCUGUGGGUGCUCUUGAGCUUGAGAAUCUGGAUCUUAGUGGCUGUGGAUUCAGUGGACCGAUUCCAGACUCAAUGCAAACCCUUACCAGUCUACGAUAUCUGGAUCUGUCUGCUAAUCGCUUCACGGGUCCAAUUCCAUCGUUUCAAUUGUCUAAGAAUCAUUUGGUGUGGGUAAAUUUCUACCAAAACAAUUUGACUGGUGGAAUCCCUUCUUCUCACUGGGAAGGGUUCGAUACGCUUGAGUACCUUAAUCUUGCUAGUAAUUACUUGACUGGGAGGUUUCCGGAGUCCUUUUUAACACUAAAAUCACUUCGAGAGUUGCAUCUGUCCAACAACUCCUUUUCCGGAAACAUUAACGACCCUUCAAAUGUUUCUUCUUAUUAUAAGUUGAAUACAAUGGAUCUGAGUAGCAACAAAUUUGAAGGUCCAAUACCUGGAUUCAUCUUCAAACUUGCAGCCCUUUCGACUCUCAAACUUUCUUCAAAUAAAUUCACUGGCAGGGUGGACCUACACAUGUUUGGAAGGUUGAAGGAGCUUCAGGCACUUGACCUUUCCUAUAACAAUCUUACCGUCAGUGUAGAUCGAUCAGAAUCAGCAUCGGCAUCACUCUCUCAAAUCAGCACACUCAAAUUAGCUUCAUGCUACAUGCAACAUUUUCCUGAUUUAAAUCUUGAUCUCUCAUAUAAUCAACUAAGCGGUGAAAUACCCAACUGGAUUUGGGAAGUUGGAAACGGCUUUCUCCGGUCUCUAAAUUUAUCACACAAUAGGUUUUCUAGUCUGCAAAAACCAUAUACCUUUCCUUUCCUACUUGACGUUCUCGACCUGCAUUCUAAUCAUUUGGACGGUGAAAUCCCCAUUCCUCCGAGACGAGUUUAUAUUCUGGAUUACUCGAGCAACAACUUCAGAUCUUCAAUCCCGGUUGAUUUUGGCAAUGUACUCACCUCCACCUUCUUCUUCUCCGUCUCCAACAAUAACUUGGUGGGACCCAUCCCUCAAUCAAUAUGCAACGCCAGCAGCCUCGUUGUACUUGAUUUAUCAAAUAACAGUCUGAAUGGCUCACUACCUUCAUGCUUGGCUACCAAGACUCUUAAAGUACUCAAUCUCAGAGGAAACAACUUCACCGGCAAUGUUUUAGAUGUAUUUACAGAGAGUUGUGGUCUGCAAACACUAGACCUUAGUACCAAUCAUCUUCAAGGACCCCUUCCUCAAUCUUUGGUGAAGUGCAAAGAUCUCACGGUUUUGGAUCUCGGUCAUAAUAUGAUAACGGAUAAUUUUCCAUGUUGGCUGAAUAACUUGUCCAACUUGCAUGUUUUUGUCAUACGGUCCAACAGAUUUCAUGGGAACAUUACUUGUCUCGGACUGGGAUCCAACAGUAUUCAAAUCAUCGACAUUGCUUCCAAUAGGUUUUCUGGCGUUCUACCUCCAACUUUGUUCACAAGUUUUAAAGGAAUCAUCGAUGAAACUCGAUCAAACCUCGGCUACCUGUAUUUCAAACAUCCACUGAAUAGUGCGAUAUAUUAUCAAGAUUCGGUGAGUGUGGUUGUCAAGGGAACAAACAGGGAGCUUGAAAAAAUUCUCAACAUCUUCACUUCGGUUGAUUUUUCCAACAACGGUUUCCAAGGGAGUAUACCUGUAACAGUUGGUGAUCUAAAAUUGCUUAAACUCGUCAACCUAUCCCACAAUGCACUAUCGGGUCCGGUCCCUGUGCCAAUUAGAAAACUGACGAAUCUUGAAUCACUGGACCUCUCGGUAAACAAGCUAAGUGGAAGCAUUCCACCACAGCUUUCAAGUCUUUCAUUUCUUUCAACCUUAAAUCUGUCAUAUAAUGAGUUGUCGGGUCGCAUCCCACGCGGCUCACAGUUUGAUACAUUUAGUGAUUCGUCAUUCAUGGGUAACCAAGGGUUAUGUGGUAUGCCGUUGAACAAGAGCUGUAAUGUUAAUGCUACUGGGGAAUUUCCUAGAGAAACAGACGAAGAUGGAAGUGAUCUGUAUGUUAGUAUUGGAAUCGGAUUUGUUGUGGGGUUUGUGAUGAUUGUCGGUCCACUUGUUCUUUUGAGGAGAUGGAGGACAUGGUGCAGCAAUCAUGUUGAUGGAUUAGUUUCAAGGAUUGUGAAAACCAAGGAUGAACGAACAGGCCUACGAUGA
This is a messenger RNA of Helianthus annuus (common sunflower), 3006 nucleotides long. RefSeq names its product receptor-like protein 30. The transcript has a single exon. Bases 1 to 3006 code for a protein of 1001 amino acids. The record is from RefSeq and is a predicted model, not a curated record. NCBI's taxonomy places the organism in Eukaryota, Viridiplantae, Streptophyta, Magnoliopsida, Asterales, Asteraceae. Gene Ontology annotation, molecular function: protein binding.